GUUGAGUCUAUGGAGCCGUCUGCCGAAUCCGAGAAACCGCUCCUGGAGUGCCAAGGGCGUCCAUCCUGCGCUCGGGAUCAACGCGCUUCUCACUCCGACGCCCCCCUUCCAGACCACCUGCAGCAGCUGGAGCGGUCCUGUGGUGGCGAGCUGGGUGUGACGUCGCCCAAUGAAAGCCAGGCCAGAUGUGCGGCCAGGAGGAAGCUCCUUGUUGCCUUGGCGAUCAGUCUCAUCUUCAUGGUUGGGGAGGUGCUUGGCGGGUACGCCGCCCACAGCCUGGCCAUCAUGACAGACGCGGCACACCUGCUGACUGACGUUGGAAGCAUCGCUGUGAGCAUCUUCUCUCUCUGGGUCUCAGGACGCCCGCCCACCCCCACCAUGACCUUUGGGUGGCAUCGAGCAGAGGUUCUGGGCAUGCUGCUGUCGCUCAUGUCCAUCUGGACCGUGACGGCGGUGCUGGUCUUGUCGGCCGUGCAGAGGAUCACAGACGGCGGCGGCGGCGAUGGCGGCUACCACAUUGACGCCGACGUGAUGCUUCUCACUUCGGGCUGCGCUGUGGCCGUAAAUAUCCUGAUGGUCGUGAUCCUCCACCAGUCGGGUGUCUCUCACAGCCACGCCUUCUCCGCCGCUCACGGCAACGCCAGCGUGAAGGCCGCUUUCAUCCACGCGGUGGGAGACCUGGUGCAGAGUGUCGGCGUCCUGCUGACGGCCGCCGUCAUCCGACUGUGGCCUGAAUGCCAAGCCGCCGACCCCGUAUGCACGCUGCUCUUCUCGGUGCUCGUCAUGUGGAGCACCUUGCCCGCCGCCAGGGACGUGUUCCGAGUGCUGAUGGAUGGCGCCCCGCCCAACGUCUGCUACGCUUCCGUGCGGGACGUCCUGCUAUCCGUGCCAGGGGUGGCGUCCCUACACAACCUGCACGUGUGGAGCCUGGACACCACCCACUGUUUACUUUGUGUGCACGUGACGGCAGAGGACGACGCUGAUCCACUCGUCGUCCUGGCAACAGCAACAGAACUCCUGCGUUCAGAGUUUGGCUUCACCGGAAUGACACUCCAAGUGGAACAGUCCGGAACCACCAAGACGGACUGGUGACACCCCCCAUUGAAAGAUGAGGGAGGAUGCUGCAUAGACGUGGAAGUAGAUAAAAAAAAAAAAAAAAAAAGUACCAAUUAUUCGUCACAUGAGGGCGCCAGAUGGCACACAUAAGGAACUACUGAGGAUUUGAUUAGCGCUAAAAUGUCUGUAGAAUGAUGUAGAGGCAAACUCUUGGGAUUUUGGUUGCAUGGAAACAUGUUCUGCAGCAGUUUGUACAAAUAAACAUUCCCACGUUAUUGUCAAGGCACAGCUGAGCUCUCCCAUGUCCACGUGUACAAAAAUAGUGCAGUUUUUAGCGCAUCCCUAAUCAGGACGUUGUCCGUCCUCCCGGUAGCGAGCGUAGGCCUCCCGGAACAUGUCCGCGCAGGCGAUUUUGGCUUUGAGUUUGGAGCAGAUGAGGAAUGAUCCGCCCAUCUUGCGAUGCAGGGAGUAGGUCUCCUCGGGCGGCGGCGUCAGGCGCUCCCUCAGCAUGACCGGGAUGAGGCGGUGGAUGCGCUCGGUGGUGCUCUGCGCGCC
Messenger RNA from Doryrhamphus excisus (bluestripe pipefish), 1611 nucleotides. RefSeq names its product proton-coupled zinc antiporter SLC30A2-like. Gene Ontology annotation, biological process: response to zinc ion; zinc ion transmembrane transport. Gene Ontology annotation, molecular function: zinc ion transmembrane transporter activity. The record is from RefSeq and is a predicted model, not a curated record. Lineage: Eukaryota; Metazoa; Chordata; Actinopteri; Syngnathiformes; Syngnathidae. Gene Ontology annotation, cellular component: plasma membrane.